Molecule: messenger RNA, 549 nt
Organism: Kockovaella imperatae
Lineage: Eukaryota; Fungi; Basidiomycota; Tremellomycetes; Tremellales; Cuniculitremaceae
Exons: 3
Coding region: 1-549 (182 amino acids)
Source: RefSeq, a predicted model, not a curated record
AUGCCCUUUGAUCUUGGUCUGUACUCGCUCCCUUACAUCCUUCUGGCCUGGUUCUUGGUGGCAGAUCUCUUCACCGGUAUCAUGACGAUCACUCUGCGCCAGGUCCUUGUGAUGUCGUCAACUUUGGUCACAGCGCUUGGUCUUUACAGUGUCAAAUGGAUCAGUCGACACUGCCCUGAGAAAUGUCCACCUUUGGUCUUCGCAGCUACUUACGUGGAGGCGUAUUUCGGGUCCAUGAUUGAUUCCUUCGAGUGCAUGAUACGUGGCAUCUUCUACUUCGAGCUAGUUGAGAACACAGGGAUGACUAUCUACGCCAAAACUCGGUUUAUGGGCCCAUUGGAGUUGGUCACUCAAGAGGACGUAUCGUAUGUCGAGAGAAUACCCAGGAUCUACUCUGAGAUCAGUGAUUUCGUUUGGAUCUGGCUGGCGAAUCUCGAGGAGACGGCAAGUGAGGAUGGAUUCGAGCCUAUCGAAAUGCAGAUUGGUCCGAUUCCCGACGCACCAUGGGGAUAUGAUCAUGAUUGGGUGCCGAAUCCUUCCAUAGAUUGA